AUGACUACAAUUAUUAAGUUUCCCUCAUCUAGUACUUAUAACAAAACUUUAGAACAAGCAGAAUAUCGUAUUUAUGUUAAAGGCGCAUCUGAGAUUGUUUUUGAUAGUUGUACACAUUAUGCUGAUGCUGAAGGUCGAGUGCAUAAAUUGGGCGAUAAAUCUAGACAACAAUUCAAAGACAUAAUUUUAGAAUAUGCAGAAAAUACUUUGCACACAAUUUGCAUGGGAUAUCGUGAUAUAACUAACAGUGAAUUUGAACAUAUUAGUGAUGAAAAAGCACCUAUUAAUGAUCUCAUCUGUUUAGGUAUAAUUGGUAUUGAGAAUCCUCUGCGUCCUGGUGUUACAGAAUCUGUUAAAGUUUUUAAAAAGGCUGGUGUUUGUGUAAGAAUGAUUACUGGUGAUAACUUAGAAACAGCAAAAGCAAUUGCAAAAAAACGCCG
Molecule: messenger RNA, 440 nt
Organism: Racocetra fulgida
Lineage: Eukaryota; Fungi; Glomeromycota; Glomeromycetes; Diversisporales; Gigasporaceae
Source: the annotation of a GenBank genome assembly